Colletotrichum phormii is the source of this 1778-nucleotide messenger RNA. Its product is annotated as ochratoxin A non-ribosomal peptide synthetase. The transcript has a single exon. The record is from RefSeq and is a predicted model, not a curated record. The coding region runs from base 11 to 1681 and encodes 556 amino acids. NCBI's taxonomy places the organism in Eukaryota, Fungi, Ascomycota, Sordariomycetes, Glomerellales, Glomerellaceae.
AUUCACGACAAUGGCAGACGAAACCAUCCACCGCCUCAUCCCACAUGUCGUGGACGAGCAGGCGGCACAGGAUCCAGAGCGCAUCUGGGCUUCAUACGCCAUCAGCAAGGACAUCGCAAAAGACGGGUUCCGCGACGUCACCCUCCGCCAACUGUCACGAGCAGUCGACCGAGUGGCAUGGCACAUUGAAGCCAACAUCGGUAAGAGUAACAUAUUCGAAACGUUGCUCUACUUUGGCCUUCCCGACAUCAGAUACGCAAUCAACAUUUUCGCCGCCAUGAAAACGGGCCACCAGAUCUUGCUGUGUUCUCACUUCAACAGCUUGAUCUACAACUUGAGUCUCUGCGAGAAGAAAGAUUGUCACGACGUGAUGCGGAGCGAAGGCGUAGAUGCCAUGGUUGAUCCGCUGCUUCAAGCGAGACCGAUGAAGACGUUUCAAGUACCGACUCUCGACGCACUUCUUGCCGACGACGAAGCUGUGGAGCCGUAUCCUUACACAAGGACGUACGAGGAGGGCAUCGACGAUCCAGCUGCCAUCGGACACACCUCAGGCACCACGGGGCUCCCUAAACCCAUCACAUGGACGCAGAGGUCCUUUGUCGUCGUCGAUACCGUCUGGCGCUUCCUCCCAGACCUCGACGGCCGACCGUCCUAUCACAAGCUCCUCUCGAGGGCGGAGCGCUGCUACCAGACCAUGCCGAUCUUCCAUCCCUUUGGCUUCUUCUCCGCCGUCACCGACCCCCUCUACCGCAAAAAGGUCCUUGUCCUGGGACCGAAUACACUUGGUCCGAUUCCGCCGUCGACGCUUGAACAAAUGUUUGAGUAUGGCGACUUUGAUAGCUUGGCUGGGGUACCGAUCUACCUAGAAAUGGUUGCAAAGUCCCCCAAGUGCCUCGACGCUGUCGCGAAGAAACUGAAGUUCAUUUUUUACGCGGGCGGUGCCCUCAGCAAGCCUGCCGGCGACGCACUUUCAGCCCGCACAAAGAUUGACCAGCUCAUCGGGUCCACCGAAGCCGGCGCCGCUCUAGGCCACGAGACGGACCGCGAGGACUGGGACUGGCUCUGUCUCAAUGAUGAGGAGAGCGGGAUCGUUUGGGAACCCUGCGAAGUCAAGGGCUUCGGAUCCGAAGGAGAGGCGGAAGAGCAAGUCUAUGAGAUGACGUUUGUGAGGAACGCCAAGGCGGAGAAGCAGCAGCACGUCUUCUGGCACAGUAAUGUCGAGGACGUCUUUCGAAGCAAUGAUUUGUUUGUGAAGCACCCGACCAAACCGCACCAUUGGAAGUUUUACUCGAGGAGGGACGAUAUUGUCGUGACCAAGUUUGGGUGGAAUGUGAAUCCCAUGUUGUUGGAGAGGGAGAUUGCGCAGCAUCCGGGGGUGAGUCACGUUGUUGUUGGCGGGACGGGGAGGCGGCAUAUCUGUGCUGUGAUAGACCUCGUUGAUGAUGGUCAGGGGACUGAGGAAGAGGAGAUGUUGGAUGGUAUUUGGCCGAUGGUGCAGAAGGGUAAUGAUAUUUUGGAUGCGGCUGGUCAGUUGGCCAAGGAGAGGAUUUUGUUUAGUCGGAAGGAGAAGCCGUUUCCUAUUGCUGGGAAGGGGAAUGUCCAGAGGGCGGCGGUUCUCAAGCUGUAUCAGGACGAUAUUGAUGACAUGUAUGCCAGAGUUGGGGAUGGACCUGGAUUGUAGACGGGCAAAAGAUUGAUCUCGAGUACGUGGAAAAAACAUCGAGGAGAUGUAUGCAGCUUCACUUAGCUUCUCUCAACAUAUCAAAGGUUGAAUAUCG